AUGCGCUCAUCCCAGCUACGCUACAACGCCGCCCAAUCCGGCCGGGCCAACGCGGCCAUGCACGCGUCAGGCACAGGUGGCCGUUUGACGACGAUGGGCGUGGGUAUGGCCACCGUCGCAGUGGGCCUUGGCGCCUUCUUCUACAUGCAGAUGGCGAAAGUGAGCCACGACCCCAACACGAUGCCAACAUGGCAAUACCGCCACGCACUCCAAGCGCCUGAACACAUGUCGAGGACCAGUUCUCCGGGAGGCACGCAGACGAGCGUCCGUAACUCGAAGGAGCCGACGCAGUAUCUGCCUACCAACCCCGUGGGCACCACAAGCAAACACUCUGGCGGGCAAUCGGGCAGCGGCCUCGUUCAGACGAGCGCCCCCGCGGACACUGGCAAACCCCGUGGGAGUGCCGGUGCGUACGAGGAUGGAAACGAGGAGCCCUCCACUGGCAAGGGGUCUCAGGUCGGGAGCGGCCAGAACGGGUCGAACAACAUUGGGCGGAACGAUAGAGGCAUUGUGAGCAGCGUACUCACCAAGCUUCACGGCGAUCCGAAGCAAGAAGACCAGAGUAGAUACCAGGGGCAGCCGGCCCAGAGCACUAGGUUGAAUGAUCGUGGCGGGCAGUACACCAAGAACUCAGACUUCAAGGAUAGCUAUCGUCGCGAUUAG
Dichomitus squalens LYAD-421 SS1 is the source of this 663-nucleotide messenger RNA. RefSeq lists its product as uncharacterized. Lineage: Eukaryota; Fungi; Basidiomycota; Agaricomycetes; Polyporales; Polyporaceae. The record is from RefSeq and is a predicted model, not a curated record. The transcript has 5 exons. The coding region runs from base 1 to 663 and encodes 220 amino acids.